AUGGAUCUGCCCAGUUCCGAUUCUGGACCUGUUUCCGUCCCACCAGCCUCCCCAGUUGGGAAUACUGCUACAACCAAGCCUCGAAGUACACGAGGGAAAUACAUCUCCAAGGCAUGCUAUGAAUGCAGAAAGAGAAAGAGCAAAUGCAAUGGAAGAAGCCCUUGUUUGCGAUGUGCACGUCAAUCCCUAACUUGUACUUACCCUGUUUCCAAGAAACAGCGGGAGCAUUCAAUCAAUGGGACUGACGGCGAUGCACAAGCUAUUCGGUCUCUUAGGGAACAAAUAGCUUCACUUCAAGGCGACCUUUCACUGCUACGCCAACAGUCUUCGCAUCAGAUGCUACAAUCCCCUGCGCAAUCAACUCUCCCGGUUGAUGAUACUCCUCAUGUUUCUGGCGGCCGCUUAAUCUCGCCCGAUUACUCAGACCCCAGUAGCAGGUUGCCUCGAUCAGAUCAAAAUAUUUCCACUGGCGAGGCCAAUCAAGUACAGGACAAUCGCCAAUCAUCAGCCAGUUACACAUUCAACAUCAAUCUUGCCCGAUCGCACCUUCGAGCGCAGGGAAUCGCUAUGAUCGAUCAAGAUAAGCAAGGGGCCACAUCGUCUGCUGAACGGACAAGGCCCCCGUCUCCCUCCUUGUCUAACCAGUUACCCCUUGAACUAGACAUUGGUUCAGUGGAUCCUCUAUGGCUCAUUGACGAAAAGGAAGCGAUUCGGUUGUGCAAUAUCUAUGAAGUAGAAAUCGGGAUUCAAUACCCCUUUCUUGAUAUGCCGCAGCUGAUAGACAAGGUUCGUUCCUUGUAUAGGGCCAUGUCUAGAGGUUCACAAAACGGUUUCGCAUUUACCUCGAUGCCUGGGCCUACCGUCAUCGACCCUCAGGAUCUGGAUUUAGUCAAACUAAUCAUCUCGGUGGCCUCAGUUGUUGAAGCGGGCGGGUCCAGCCAACUCGGUAGAAAGCUUUUUCUUGGUGUAAGGAAAUCAUCACAUGACAAGCUUUGGGAACCAGCAGGGAUUAAGAACACGAUGAUCUUUGUUCUCUUGGCCAUCUACAGCUUCAUGACGGGUGAUGACUUACAAGCUUGGAGGUUGGUUGGAGUUUCCGCCCGAUGGUGUCUAGAAGUUGGCCUCCAUCAAUCGUCAACAGUCAAAAGGCUAUUCAAAGAUUUAGAAAGCCGCAAAGUGGCACUGCGCCUAUUUUGGUGUGUCUACACUCUCGACCGCCGGUGGGGCUUCGGCGCUGGCCUCCCCUUUGUUAUCCACCAUUGCGAUGUCGACGAGAGUCUGCCAGAACCAGGUGACGACAUUCCUUAUCUCAAAGCCAUGGUCACGUAUAGCCAGAUCGGUAAUAAAGUAUGGUCCACAUCGUACAACUCUGCCAGGACGACAGGGGCAGUUCGAGAAGAUGAGGUCUCUUACCUACAGUAUCUCAUUGAUAAGUGGUAUGAGGAGCUUCCGGAAGAACUAAGGCUGAGUCCGAAUUGGGAAUCAAAGGAAUGGACAGAAACCUCAAGAGGGCCUCAAAGGCUUGAGCUUCUUCUCCACUUGCGGGCGAACCAAAUGAAGAUCCUACUUCUUCAGCCAGUUUUACAGUCUUCGUCGAGUUUCAAAGAAAACAAAACCAAAGUCCAGUCACUCAUAGAUCGCGCCAAGGACACGAUCCAGAAGCUGAGUUCAUUGAAUAGGUCAACAGAUAUCUAUCAGACCCAGCAGAUGUGCUUCAAUCACUUUCUGGUGUCAGCUCUGGGGGUUAUUUUUCUGGUUGUGGCACUUGCCCCUUCAGAAUACGGGGCAAUAGUUCGAGAUGAGUUUCAUCUUGCUCUUGACUUGAUCCGCGGGCUUAGCGCGAAAUCAUAUGUUUCAAGUCGGCUUUGGAAAAUGGUUGGCGAUCUACGACUUGCCUGGAGGAAGCUAGGACUUAACACCCCGAUACCUCGUGAAGAUAGGCACUCUGCUCCGCAACAUGGUCUAGUUGUGACUCCGCCACUUUCUUCAAGCGGUGUUGAUGUCUCAUUAACGUCACGAAAUGCACCACAGCUUGGCAGCGAGGAGAUUCGCAAUGCACAGGAGGAGCCAUGGCGAGCCGAGGAACCAACCAGCAAUGGACAAAUGGCCCAGGAUCUAAGCGACUUUUUCAACGCCAUGGAUAGUGGAGGCGAUUUAUUAUCCCCAUAUCCAGUCAUUGGCAGUUGCGGCGAGAGUAUAGAUGCUUCUGGGGAUCAUCUUGAAAACAGCCUUGCUCCAAUGAUAGACAUAUCACAGUUCUAUGUAGAUAUGCUAUAG
Messenger RNA from Colletotrichum truncatum, 2277 nucleotides. RefSeq names its product fungal specific transcription factor domain-containing protein. NCBI's taxonomy places the organism in Eukaryota, Fungi, Ascomycota, Sordariomycetes, Glomerellales, Glomerellaceae. Gene Ontology annotation, cellular component: nucleus. The record is from RefSeq and is a predicted model, not a curated record. Gene Ontology annotation, biological process: positive regulation of transcription from RNA polymerase II promoter by galactose; DNA-templated transcription. Gene Ontology annotation, molecular function: RNA polymerase II cis-regulatory region sequence-specific DNA binding; DNA-binding transcription factor activity, RNA polymerase II-specific; zinc ion binding.